This is a messenger RNA of Pieris macdunnoughi, 1581 nucleotides long. The record is from the annotation of a GenBank genome assembly. NCBI's taxonomy places the organism in Eukaryota, Metazoa, Arthropoda, Insecta, Lepidoptera, Pieridae.
AUGUAUGGUUUGUAUAGUUUUGCGUUCGUCUUUUGUCCACAGAGCUACCGGGGACGCAAGCCCCUGGGCGGUACAGUCGUAGCACCAGUGGGACUCAGUCCGGGCCCCGCAGCACAGUCCCCGGGACCUGCUCCAGCCGCGCCAAGUCCCGCCCCAGCCACCACACCAGCUAUGAAGCAGGAGCAUCCGAGCCAGCCUAUGGCACCAAUGCCAUUCUACGCCGGUGACCCAAACAGGUUUCCCACAACAUGGCAAACGGAUCCCUCUCAAGGUUGGCAGAACCAGUUCAUCCAGCAAUUACCAACGCAAACAGGCCAAACUACACUGGACUACCAGGGCAACCAUACGCCCUACGCAACGUCGCCGCAUUAUCAGGCUAACACCACCUAUACCGUCCAGAAUGUUGCUACCACGUUCGACGUUUCGAGUAAUACAUACUACCAGACAGGAGUGCAAGCGUUGCCCACGCCUAGGCCGCCCUCAAAUCGCGGCGCCUACACUCCCGUCCCGUCACCAAGAGCUCCUCAUUAUACAUCUGAGUACCAACAGCAAUACGCCCAGCAAGCCCCGACAACAGGUGUUACGACGGGAAACGAAUCUAGGCCGGCGUCUGCUGCAUCUUAUCAAAGUGCAGUACCGACGACGGCCGCGCCCGUUUACACAGUCAGCCAACAAAACUACGAGCGGUCUGAAUAUUCGUCAGAGCACUCGGAAGAUUAUAACAAUGGUGGCGAUAACACAACAAACGACUCUAACAACGAGGGAGACAGACAAGAGCAAAGUUCCCAGAAUGGACAGCAUUCGGGAAACGCCGAGCCUGGAUACCUGCAGGGGAGCAACGGUCCGCGAGCUUCACUCGAUUGUAGCGGGUAUUCGGGCGGCUACACUAGCGGGCAGCAUAAUGAAAAUAGUCAGACACAAAAUCAAAAUGAUUGGCAACAACAACAACGCCAAUGGCACAACCAAAGGUUACAGAAUCAGCAACAAAUCAGCCAAAUCCAAAGCCAACAGCAACAACUACAAAAUCAAAUCAACUAUCAAAAUCAACAGAUACAAAACCAACAAAUGCAAAAUCAACAAUUACAAAAUCAACAGAUUCAAAAUCAGCAAAUUCAAAACCAGCAAAUGCAGAAUCAGCAAAUGCAAAAUCAGCAACUGCAAAAUCAGCAAAUGCAAAGUCAGCAAAUGCAGCAACAGAGGCAAGAAGAAGCUGAGCAGCAGAUGUUUUCGCAAUCAGACAGGGUUAAUUUAAACUCGAGACUGAAAACUAUGAUAUUAAAUAAGCAAAAUCAUACGCGAGACGGGACGAAUACGCCACCCGAUAAAGGGGACCCCGGAGAGGGGCCGCCUCGAGGAAUAGACGAUAGAAAGGGCUGCGUAUCUAUCGCGGAUGAUAGAAAUACUACCGGUCAUUUUUUAUCGUAUAGCCACCAUCUCCGAGGUAAUUACCACAUAGGCGACCAGGUUUAUCCUGUCGCUGGUAAUUAUUCACAAAACACCCACAGUUAUAGAACGGGUGAAUUCGGAGGUGGUGGCCACCACGUAUGGGAGGGGGGGGACGCAAGUCCCGAGAGAUUAUAA